Hemibagrus wyckioides is the source of this 4370-nucleotide messenger RNA. RefSeq names its product peptidylglycine alpha-amidating monooxygenase (gene pam). The record is from RefSeq and is a predicted model, not a curated record. Gene Ontology annotation, molecular function: peptidylglycine monooxygenase activity; protein binding; copper ion binding. Gene Ontology annotation, biological process: peptide metabolic process. Lineage: Eukaryota; Metazoa; Chordata; Actinopteri; Siluriformes; Bagridae. The transcript is spliced from 26 exons. Bases 694 to 3705 code for a protein of 1003 amino acids. Gene Ontology annotation, cellular component: extracellular region; membrane.
GUUAACUCGUGUACGUGCGCGCGCGCGCGUGUCUAUCGAGUUCUCGUGAGCGGUUACUUUGGCCUGGCGGUUCUUCUGGAGCUUUGAGGAUUGUGGAGUGAAAUGAGCCUUUGGGAAGAUACCGAGGCGUCUCGGGAUAACACACAGCAAAACAAACGAUUGUGAAAGAAGCCUUAAUGCUGUAUCUGUGACAUGCGCCGUCCAACCUGAGGACGAGUGAGAAUCUGCACGUUUCCUCUCUCUCGCUCUCUCCUCCUCCUCCUCCUCAUCCUCUUUUCUCUUUCUCUCUUUUCCCUACCUCUCUCCUUCCUGCCAGCUCUCUCUCUCUAUUUUAUUCCUCCUUGUCGUGGCACAGUGCUCCAGCGCGACUUUGCUGUGAAUAGAGCUUCCAGAUACGACACUUUUCCAGCUGAUUGAGUGAGUGAGAAAGGAGGAGGAGGAGGAGGAGGAGGAGGAGAGAAGAGAGCGAACCUGAGGGAAGACCCGCCUUUGCUUACCUACGAGCUGUGAUAACAAGAGGAAAGGAGAAGAGAGGAGAGAGGAGGGUGAAGCAGAAAGAACUGGGAGCCUAGCAGGAUCUAACGUGCUCGGUGUGUGGACCAGAGUAGGUCUGAUGCUGUGAGACGAGCUUAGACCAGCUAAACAUCCGUUCCAUUUGCUGAAACAACUCAAAAAGAGCGUGAGAGAGUGAAUAUGGGAGUUCUGCUGUGUAGCAUGCUUGUGCUGGCUCUGAUCUGUCAGAAUCAUAGCUCCAGUGUCAGAAGUCCUCUGGACAGGUACAAACGAUUUGAAGAGACGGUGUGGUCUGAGCCCAAUGACUGCUCCAGGGCCAGGCAGCCUUUCGGCAUGUCCAACCCUUACAACUUCUCACUGGAUAUCCGCAUGCCGGGGAUCAUCCCAACAGCGUCCGAUUCCUAUUACUGUAUGGCUGUUCCUGUGCCCACACAACAGGAGACCUAUAUAGUGAACUUCGUGCCCCACGCUUCCAUGGACACAGCCCACCACAUGCUCUUAUACGGCUGCAGAACCCCCUACUCCUCCAAAGGCUACUGGGAUUGUGGGACAGAACAGGGCACCUGUGAGGACGAGGCCAAGAUCAUGUACGCCUGGGCCAGAAAUGCUCCACCCACCAAGCUCCCUAAAGAUGUCGGCUUUAGAGUCGGAGGAGAUACCAGGAUUACCUACUUUGUGCUGCAAAUCCAUUAUGGUGAUGUCCGUAACUUUAGAGAUCACCAUAAAGACUGCUCAGGACUUACUCUAAGAAUGACUUCCAAACCGCAGCCCUUUAUAGCAGGCAUGUACCUGAUGAUGUCCGUCGACACCGUCAUCCCUCCAGGAAAGACAGUAACCAAUGCUGACAUCGCUUGCAAUUACUUAUCAUACCCGAUGUACCCGUUUGCCUUCAGAACCCACACACAUCGCCUUGGUAAAGUUGUCAGCGGUUACAGAAUCCGUAAUGGACAGUGGACGCUGAUUGGCCGUCAGUCUCCACAGUUACCACAGGCCUUUUAUCCAGCCAGCAACGCCAUUGACGUGAGAUAUGGAGACAUCCUAGCUGCUCGCUGCGUUUUCACCGGAGAGGGGAAAACCUCUAAAACAAAAAUCGGUGGCACUUCCAGUGACGAGAUGUGUAACUUCUACAUCAUGUACUACAUGGACAGCAAGCAUGCUGUGCCUUACAUGGACUGCAUGGACCAUGGCAGCAGCAGUUUGUUCAGAAGCAUUCCUGCCGAAGCCAACGUCCCCAUUGCUGUCAGUCCGGACCAGAUGAUGUCUAUGAAGCAUGGCUCAGAGCAUAAAGACGGAGAAGAUGAUGCCGCGCUCCGGCAGCCGAAGAGGGAGGAGGAGGAGGUUCUGGAUCAGGGUGACUUCUAUUCCCUUCUCUCCAAAAUCCUAGGGGAGAGGGAGGACAUUGUCCAUGUGCAUAAGUAUAAUCCCACGGAGGCCCACGCGGAUCUGGUGGCCGAAAUCGAUAGCAUAAUGCAAAAGAAAGACCUGGGCUGGCGCAGGCCCAGGCUAGGCUACGCACACAGAGACGGUGCAGUUCUGGUGAGGGACAGAGUGCACAAGUUUCAUCAGUUAGAGUCCACUGUAAGGCCUCCAGGGACCAAGACUGUACCUGCCAGACUGCCAGGCUCAGGGGUGGCAAUGGCCAAAAAACAAGGGGCCCAUCUGGAGGAGGUGACUGGCUGGCCAGAGGUGCCCCUGCAGCUGGGUCAGGUAUCCGGUCUGGCCCUGGACUCUGAUGAGAACCUGGUUAUCUUCCACAGAGGAGAUCACAGAUGGGGCGUCAACUCUUUUGACAAUGACGCGAUUUACCAGCAGAAAUCACUCGGCCCCAUUCAACAGUCCACCAUCUUGGUGGUGGAUCCAGUCAAAGGCAAUGUGCUCAAGGCCUCAGGGAGAAACAUGUUUUAUAUGCCACAUGGCAUCACAACUGAUAAGGACAAUAAUUACUGGGUGACGGACGUAGCUCUUCAUCAGGUGCUGAAACUGAGCAGCGAUGGAAAAGAAAAACCACUGCUGGCUCUGGGAGAGGCUUUUGUUCCAGGCUCUGACAAGAACCAUUUCUGCCAGCCUACUGAUGUUGCCGUGGACCCAGACACUGGCAACGUCUAUGUGUCUGACGGCUACUGCAAUUCUAGGAUUCUUACAUUCUCACCAGAGGGCAAAUAUCUGUCCCACUGGGGAGCAGGUUCAUUGGACCGGCGGAGACGUGUGCCCUUCCAGAUCCCCCACAGCCUGGCCUUCGCAGCAGAUAAGCGCGAGCUGCUGGUGGCUGACCGAGAGAACGGGCGUGUGCAGUGCUUCAUGGCCGACACAGGCGAGUUUGUGAAGGAGAUCAAGAAAGAUGAGUUUGGAGGGGAAGUAUUCGCCGUCUCCUACUCACCUGCACAAGGUGGCUUAAUCUACGCGGUGAAUGGAGAAUCAGCAUACGGUCAGUCCGCCCCACUCCGAGGCUUUGUGCUCAAUUAUUCAACCAAGGAGAUUCUGGAUACAUUUGCGCCAGACACACAGAAAUUCAAAAUGCCUCACGACAUUGUGGUGGUGAAGGACGGAAGUGUCUUUGUCGGAGACGCCGCCUUGGACUCAGUUAUAAAGUUUGUUCCGUCAGAAAAAGCAGAGCACCGUUCUGUUAAAAAGGGUGGAAUCGAGGUGCAGGAGAUUGAAGAAACUGAGACAUUCGUCCAGGCCAAAUUGAAGCCGAUCCACAAGCAGAUGGUCCAUGCCCCUGAAGUGACCGUACAGAAACUGCCCACGACUAAGGAGAAGGAGGCAGCGCCGGUUCCACAGGCCAACGCUCCAGAGGAGAAAGAGGAAGAAAAGGAGAAUGAGAAGAAGAGUGCCACAACUCAGGGUCUGUCUCCUGCAGUCAUCACCACUCUGCUCCUGCUUCUCCCCCUCGUGCUGGUCAUCACCAUCGGUGUGUUCAUCCGCUGGAAAAAGAGCAGGAUGUAUGGAGAUGGCCAUGAGGUGAAGCUGGAACCUUCAGGAUCAUCAGGUGGAAUCUUGGGUAAACUCAGAGGCAAAGCUGCAGGGACGUUAAACUUAGGCAAUUUCUUUGCAACCCACAAAGGCUACACACGGCAGGGCUUUGACCGUCUCAGCACAGAGGGCAGUGACCUAGAGAAGGAUGACGAGGAUGCCACCGACUCGGAGAACGAGGAAUACUCUGCCCCUCCUCCCCCCGUUUCCUCAUCCUAAUGAUUCGGCCCAGACUCCGCCCUCUCCGUCCGUGCUCGAACCCUAACGAUGUACCGCAAUCAUACACGUAACUAUACGCAUUGGCUGCCAAUAUAUUUUAAUUUAUUUGUGCAGAAACCUUUUUUUCAUUAGGAUAUACGACUGCCACUUUAAUUUAUGAUUUUAUGGGAGCAGGAGCGUAGAGGAGCAAACACUGGUAGAUUUAGGGAUUUAGCUCUAUGCUUAUUUUUAAUGGAAGAGGAGAAAGCGGUAGAUUUGUUUUCAUUCUAAAUUGGCAGGUAUAUGCUGAUAAUUUAUCUUGAUAAAACUUGAUAGUUUUUUAAGUUUUCAGGUAACUGGUCCAGAUGUUUGUUUUAUCUCUUAUUUGUACAUUUGUGCCUUUUUGAUUAUGUAUUUCGCCUUCUGCAGCACCUAUAUUACUACAGAUGUGCCACUUUCUUCAAAGCGCUGCUAUCGUCACCUGUAUUUUGAUUUAUCUUGUGCCGCAUUAAAUGAAAAGAAAAAAAAGAGGAUUAUUAAGAUGUAUCUAAAGCUGUAUUUACGACAUUUUCCAAGCAGGAUGUGAGAUGUGUCUGAUAUUUGUUGUGACAUACUGAGGUUUUAUUGCAAGAAUACUAUUUUCAGUAACAAUGUUAUUUGUGUAAUAAAGUGUCUGCAAAGCAUCA